CACACUAUUAUAGAGAUGGCGUUUAUUAAAGAGGAGAGUGAAGACUGGAAGAUUGAAGAAACAUUCAGAGUGAAACAAGAAAAUACUGAGGAACAAACAGACCCGAUUGAGGAGAGUCAAGAGCUGAAGGAUAUGGAAGAGAAAGAGCAGAAUGAGAAAGAUCAUGAUUUCAAAAUUGGAGAAAAAUCCACACAGACUAAAAAGUGCUUCUCUCCAAAAAGUGUCCAGAAGAUUGAAUCUAAGAGCUUUUUUACCUGUCAACAGUGUGGGAAGAGUUUCGCUCAAAAAAGAAGCCUUGCAGUCCACAUGAGAAUUCACAAUAGAGACAAUGCUUUCUCCUGCGAACAGUGUGGAGAGAGUUUCACUCUCAAAGAAAACCUUAAAAUUCACAUUAGAGUUCACACUGGAGAAAAGCCUUACACCUGCCAACAGUGCAGAAAGGGUUUUGCACAAAAAAGAUACCUUGCAGUCCACAUGAGAAGUCACACUGGAGAAAAGCCUUACACUUGCUCUCAGUGUGGACUGAGUUUUGCACAUAAAGGCAACCUUAAUUCCCACAUGAGAACUCACAGUGAAGAGAGCUUGUUCACCUGCCAACAGUGUGGGAAGAAUUUCCCUCAAAAACAAAACCUGGAAGUCCACAUGAGGAUUCACACUGGAGAGAGACAUUUUAUCUGUAAACAGUGUGGAAAGAGUUUCAUUCGAAAAGGAGUCCUUGAAGUCCACAUGAGAGUUCACUCUGGAAAGAAGCCUUACACUUGCACUCAGUGCAGAAAGAGUUUUACUCACAAAAACACCUUUAAUUACCACAUGAGAACUCACACAGGAGAGAAGCUGUUCACAUGUGAUCAAUGUGGAAAGAGAUUCACAACAGAACUAAGCCGUAGAUAUCACAUGACCAUUCACACCGGAGAGAAACAGUUCAUAUGUGGUCAGUGUGGAAAAAGCUUUGCACAUAAAGUAGGCCUAAAUUACCACAUGAGAAUUCACUCAGGAGAGAACAGGGCCCGUAUUCACAAAACAUUUUAUCUUACCACUAAAAGUUCUCCUAAAUAGCAGUAAAAGUUUUUAGCUAAGAGUUUUCU
Molecule: messenger RNA, 1085 nt
Organism: Cyprinus carpio (common carp)
Lineage: Eukaryota; Metazoa; Chordata; Actinopteri; Cypriniformes; Cyprinidae
Product: gastrula zinc finger protein XlCGF8.2DB-like
Exons: 2
Coding region: 16-1056 (346 amino acids)
Source: RefSeq, a predicted model, not a curated record